GAAGAGACCGUGGCAAAACUGCAACGACACAUCGAGCAGGCUCAGAAUCAAUUGGAAAGCGUGAUCAAGGAGGAGGCCGCCGUCAGACAGCAAGCAUCCAGUCGACCUUCAGAGUCCGAAAUGAGGCAACGAUUCGAUCAUCAUGUCUUGGAGUAGUGAGUUGGAAGUUGCUUCAAGCAUUCAGAGCUGAUGCUUCACUCCAGCCUUAAAAACGCUGGAUACACCGACGUCGCCAAUGUCUUGAAACAGAACCUCGACGAAGGGAAAGGGGACCCGGUCGGAAUUGAGGAAGAGACGGGUCUCCUGUCCAACUCUGCGAGGGUGCGGCGCCUCGAGAACCAAAUUGAAACCCCUGUCACGCCUCAACGCCCCACUACUCAAAGCUUCUCCCCGACAAAGCAUUGGAAUCAGCAGAAAGCGCCCGAAUCAUCCUCGACACGUGUCAAUCUCUCAGCCUCGCAUCCAGCAAUGGCUCACGAGGAGAAUGCGAGCAAUGAACGCGGCGACACAGACCUGACGUCCGAUGAAACACAGGAUCACGAUGACUCCGGUUCGCAGGAACAAAUCGUGACACCAAUGGCACUCGACGAACCUGCACGAAGCGCAAGAGUCAAAGAGGAGAGUCAUUCGCCUUUUAAGAGAUCUUCAGGCAACGCCGCCUCGAUUGAUGGGGAUCUAGGCUAUCUCUACUCCUGGUGGACCAUUUUUGAGGAGACCCAGCGGCUCACAAAAGCUAGAAAGCUGAGCGUAGAAGUCGACUUGGAGUCUGUCACUGGGCCUCCUCUCAGCGCUCACCCCCCUCCUUCUUCGGCACUUGCGGCUCAGAUCGCAGUAUCAGCUCCUGCAGCAGCUGUACGGGCUACCUCAGUCGAGGCCGGUCGGACUGCUGCAAGAACUACUUUCCCGCCAAUGACCGCAAUUCAUCCUCCGAAUGGCAUUCAGAGUCAGCGUAUCGAGGCUGCUGAAGAUCCUGUUCAAGCGAAGCUGAGAGCUGCCGAGGAGAUGAGGCGUGCUCAGCAAGCUCACAUCGAAGCUCAGAAUGACCCGAAUAAGCGGCGUCCGUCCGUGGCCGGUGGAUCGCUCGGAGCUCACAAUACAAGCCAAGGCCAGUCUCAAACGAUCAUCCUCCCAACGGGGGAGCACGUCCAGAUGACUCACGAGCAAAUCUCACAACACCUCCUGGCGCAGGCUGGGCAGAGUACAUCCCAAAGACAAGUCCCCGCCUGGCCUCAGUCUGGCGCCUUUCAGACUACCUCUCAGCCCCAACGAGCCAUUAUGCACCCUUCACCUGCUCACGCCAGGGGAAUGGUGAACGGGACGACUUUACAGACCUGGCCUCCCAGUGGUAUCGAUGUGGGAGCUUCGCCCUCAGCAGAUAGCGUCAUGAGUGCGAAGCGGGGUGCUGAUCCGUCAGCUGUCGAUGUACAGACGAAGAGGGCGAGAAUCACGGGUAAAAAGCCGACACCCGAGGAUCAUCAACGACAGGCAUUGGAAAUCGCUUCUCGGGUAGCUGGAGUUCAAAGUCCCGCCGUGUCUCGCUCUGGCUCAGUCGUAAGCUCCCCUACGCUCCGCCCCAUUGACCCUUCCAGAACCCCUCGGCUCAGGGACAUCCCAUACCAGACCCUCAUCGCCGUUAUUCUCAGCAGGCUGCACAUUACGCUCAACAGCAGAUAGCCUCUUCAUCCGCCGCUGGGAUCCUCUUGCAGUCCCCCGGUGCUGUCGAGCCGAGUAAUCUGGACCUGCCGUCGCAAGCGGUCAAUCGCACAGC
Kockovaella imperatae is the source of this 1768-nucleotide messenger RNA. RefSeq lists its product as hypothetical. The transcript is spliced from 4 exons. The record is from RefSeq and is a predicted model, not a curated record. Lineage: Eukaryota; Fungi; Basidiomycota; Tremellomycetes; Tremellales; Cuniculitremaceae. The coding region runs from base 190 to 1674 and encodes 494 amino acids.